Nematocida homosporus is the source of this 1635-nucleotide messenger RNA. RefSeq lists its product as uncharacterized. The record is from RefSeq and is a predicted model, not a curated record. The coding region runs from base 1 to 1635 and encodes 544 amino acids. The transcript has a single exon. Lineage: Eukaryota; Fungi; Microsporidia.
AUGAAGCAACAACUACUCUUAGCUGGGACUUUAGCUCUACUAACUCUUUCAGCGAGUGCUGAAGUUAAAGAGAAGGCAACCACAUAUGCUGAUCCAGCCCCCGUUAGUCCGGCCAUCAAUCCUGUCAUUCCCGCCGACCUAAAUACAAACGUAGAGAUGUCAUCAGACUUGUCUGGUGGUAUCUCCCAAAAAAAAAGGUCGAUCAAUCGUAGUCCCGCCUACUCGUUUCUCCACUUAAUCGGCAACCUCGUUAAAGGAACUCUUGGAUCGGCUCUGCGCCCAAUUUCGUCUGCUCUUUGGUCUUCUUUUGAUGGCCCUUAUGAAAGAUACAAUAACGAUGUUUACAGCAACCCAUCCGGAUUCCUCUACCCAGAACAAAUAAACCAUCCUGGACAUCCUGCUUCUUUUGAGAAUCUAUCACCUUAUGAAACCAACUCGCCCCAUCCUCUUUUAGAUAAUGAUGAAAUCGAAGCCUCCUCAGACACAAGGCAAGCUGCCGCUGGCAAAAGCUCACAAGCCUACUCAGGAGGACUAAUGAAAGCGUUUAAGAACCGGUUUAAUGAAAUUACUACACAUGUUCAUCACAAGAAACACUUUGUUGAUAAGGGUAUUCAGAAUGCUAAAAAGAACUUGUUCUCAAACGCACUGCUAGCUAGAGCCUAUGCUUCUGCUGCUGCGCAUAAGACACUUGAUCUUUUCUCUAGUGCCUCGCGUGCUGCUAAACUACUUGGCGACUUAGUCUCUAAAGGUCUAGUUACUUCCAAGUCUGCGGCCAAAGAACUAACUCGGACCUUGGCCGACCCGAAUAAGGACUAUCUAGAUGCCGGAUACAAAGGCAUGAAAGGGGCUUCUGAUUACCUAAUGAGUACUGCGGCUGGGACAGUGGACAGUAUUGUUAGUGGGAUCAAGUACUCCCCGACUGCUCUUAAAGGCCUACUGGAUAAGUAUCCCAAGCUGCUAACUGAUAGUCGGCAUGCCAUUGUUAAGGAUCUUCCCUAUAUUAGUGCCGACAUCAAUAGCCAUGCCAAUCGGGUUAAGCGCCUUAUUGAUCCGCCUGUGCGACGAACCAUGGGCACACUUUGGGCCGAAGUCAACGACCAGAUUCAUGAGCUUAAGGACCAAUGGACCACUCUUGAGAACAGUAAUAGUGGAGCCUCUAAAGAGUACAAGAAGAAGUUCAUGGCCGUGACUGAAGACUUAACCAGAACCUUUGAUGCACUACAGAGUCGACUAGGUGAGAACCUUGAGCUGCAAGUUCCCGGAGUGGAGAAACUCAAGCACAAGUUCCAGGAGAUUCUGGAUAAGAUCAAGAGGAAGAAUUCAUUGGCUAUUUCCGGCGAGUUCUCUCUACGCGGUCUUCUCUACUACAGUAUGGGUCUAUUUGGCAAACUAGAAGAGAUCGACCGAGCCAUCCUUGAGCUUGCCACUGGUAAUCCAAGUUUUGCCACCCGAUUCCGAGGACAAAACCGCGCUCCCCAAGUCUCCCUAGGCUCAUUCAACAACAUCUCUGAAGCCGCCACUAAAGAGUUCCGAGCAGCCACCGGCCAAUUUUCCUCUUCCCUACUUGGCUCCUGCAUUGGCCAGUGCAUAGCCCCAAGAGACGAUCUUAUUAUGCGAUCCUUCACAGCUUCAUAA